AUGACCAUUGUGGCGUCGCCCAAUAGGAGGCAUGAGGGCUCGGCGGCGCGGGCGAAGAAGCGAGCUAAGAGGGCUCCGACUGCGCCCGAGCCGGAUGCCAAGCCGGCCCCGGAGGAGUACAGCAUCCCGCCGCCCGUCUCCCAGGGUAAAUGGAAAAACAAGGAGCGAGUGCUUAUUUUCUCUUCUCGUGGAAUUAAUUUCAGAACGAGGCACCUAAUGCAAGACUUAAGAACGUUGAUGCCUCACUCUAAAGCAGAUACUAAAAUGGACCGUAAAGACCAGUUGUUUGUAAUUAAUGAGGUGUGUGAAAUGAAAAACUGCAAUAAGUGCAUCUUCUUUGAAGCCAAAAAGAAACAGGAUCUCUAUAUGUGUCAUUGUUCCAUAAAUCUCAAAAUGAUGAGGCAGUUAGAUAAAAACCUAGAGAACGCGGAGGAAGCAGCAGAGCAGUUCAAGUUAAUCCAGGCAGCGUAUGACGUUCUCAGUGACCCCCAGGAAAGAGCCUGGUAUGAUACUCACAGGGAAGCUCUGCUGAAAGGAAGAGUUGAUGGCAACUAUCAAGAUGAUAGUUUAGAUCUGCUGCACUACUUCACUGUUAGCUGUUACUCUGGAUAUGGAGAUGAUGAAAAGGGAUUCUUUACAGUCUAUCGACAAGUUUUCGAAAAGAUUGCAAAAGAAGAGAUGGAAUAUAUGACCCAGGAAGAUACUGAAGAGUUCCCUAUGUUUGGAUAUUCCCAAAGCGACUACGAUACGGUAGUCCACCCUUUCUAUGCAUAUUGGCAGAGUUUCUGUACUCAGAAACACUUUGCUUGGAAAGAAGAAUAUGACACACGACAAGCCUCAAACCGCUGGGAGAAACGAGCUAUGGAAAAAGAGAACAAGAAAACAAGAGAUAAAGCAAGGAAAGAGAGGAAUGAACUGGUCCGUCAGCUAGUAGCCUUUAUUCGUAAAAGGGAUAAAAGAGUACAGGCUCACAGAAAACUUGUAGAAGAACAAAAUGCAGAAAAAACUAGGAAAGCAGAGGAAUUCCGGAGGCAGCAGAAGCUCAAACAAGCCAAGCUUGCUGAGCAGUAUAAAGAGCAGAGCUGGAUAACUAUGUCAGAUCUGGAGAGAGAGUUGCAAGAGAUGGAAGCACAAUACGAAAAAGAAUUUGGAGAUGGGUCAGAUGAUGAAGAUGCAUUAGAAGAACAGGAGACAAAAGGCAUCGAAGACAAACUGAAUGAUGAGACUGAAGAAGCUGAAUUUGUUGAUGGUCUGUACUGCCCUGCUUGUGACAAAUUGUUAAAAACUGAGAAAGCCAUGAAGAAUCAUGAAAAAUCAAAGAAGCAUCGAGAGAUGGUAGCGCUGUUACGACAGCAACUGGAAGAAGAAGAAGGGAAAUUCCCUGUGUCCUUGGAUGAUGCAAAUGGAAUACAUACCAAAGAGGAGGAAGAAACAGAAGACAUUCCCAAGCAGAAACUCUCAAAGAAGCAGAGGAAGAAACAGAAAACAAUGAUGACGUACGAGGACUCUCUUGAUAAAAGUGCUGAUGAAGAAACAGUUGAGCAAAAGGAGGUGCCUUGUGUGGACAAGGACAGCAGCUCAGCAGAGGAGCUGGUAAAUGAUGGCCAAGGACAUGCUGCGUCAGAGGACGCAAGCGCUACAGAAGAUGUUGGCCAAGUGGAUGAAGCAAAAACUGAAGCGAAAAGCAGUACCAAGCCUAAAGGGAAAAAAGCCAAGGAUGCAAAAAAGUCUGCUAAGGCAUCUUCAGAGCACCCAACAACGAAUGAAGUUCCCAUCCACUGUGUAACCUGCAACUGUGCGUUUCCAUCCCGAAAUAAACUGUUUGAACACCUAAAAGCCACAGGACAUGCAAAAGCAACACAAGCACCAGCUGUAAACGGAGCUGUAAACACCAGAAACAAAAAAGAGAAACGUAAAAACAGAUAG
Nipponia nippon (crested ibis) is the source of this 1926-nucleotide messenger RNA. The record is from RefSeq and is a predicted model, not a curated record. Lineage: Eukaryota; Metazoa; Chordata; Aves; Pelecaniformes; Threskiornithidae.